AUGCCUUCAGAUCGUGUACUGCAGCUCUGCCAAGAUACCAACACCGUCAGCUCGAUAUGGGCAAAAGACACGACUAAAGUGCCCGACAAAAUCAUACAACAGCUCUACAGCGGACAUGCUCAGGGAAAUGCUAAAGCGUUUCGGCAACCUGCUUCAGAAGAAGCGCAAAACAAGGCACUGAAAUGCGGCCGUUGGGGACCAUCGACACCAAGCCCUCUCUUCCUACAAGCCUUUACAGAUGCUCUGAAUUGCUUGGAAGCAGACCCAAUGUCAGGCGUCGUGUCGCCGCCGUUAAUGGGCUCCCACGGGACCAUGCCGUUGACUGUGAUUGCCCCCUUGGCUGAUGUUAUCCGCCACUGUGCAAAUCUCAUUGUGCGCGCAGAACGGCAAGUGUUUUUUAUAACUUGCGCUUGGUCCCCAUCCAUCGCUCAACGGCUGGUGCACGAUGCCCUGCUAGAGCUGUCGAGACGAUCAGUAGCCCGGGGAAAGCAUGUUCAAGUCAAUCUGAUGUAUGAUGGUAUGAGUAUGGCUCACCUGAAUCACUCCCACAAUGUGGUCAGCUGCGACAAGUAUACGUCCAAGGCAAUCGGACUUCCUGGUCCCCAAGAUAUUCCCAACGUCGACCUUACGGUAGUAAGCCUUCAUAAGCUGCCUCUGGGUACCCUACAUGCAAAGUUCUGUGUUGUAGACGGGAAGGUUGCGGCAAUCAUGAGCAACAAUAUGCAAGAUAACGACAAUUUGGAGAUGAUGACACAUGUGGAGGGGCCAAUCGUUGACAGCGUUUACGACACGGCAGUUAUCACCUGGAACCAGGCUUGCAAGUCAGAAAAAAAACAGCCUGCAUCGGAAGAUGGCCUACCUGUGGACAACGGUCAAAAUUUACCACCGACAAAGGCUACGAUGAAUGGUACUAUUGCUCGCGAAAAGGAACCGAAAUUACCGGAAUGUUCAACCUACGAUCAAGAUGUUGAGGCUGAGCUGGUCCGAAUGCGGGAGAAAUACUCCCACUCUGAAUCCGAAAGCAAUUUGCAGGUCGUCAACCGCCAGUUGAACAUAUGUGCCAAGGAGAAAAUCGAUCUGACAGGACCAGAAAUUCCGGAGGGAGACGAGUUCAGAGCAUAUAUUUCCACCGCAACGUCACAGCCUGUUCCAAUGGCAAUGGUGUCGCGGCGGCCAUAUGCCUACUUUGGCUCAAAAGACGAGUGUGUCCCUCAAAACGAGGCCUGGCUCUCCCUGAUUCGGAAUGCGAAACAAAGCAUCUUCAUCCAAACCCCGGAUCUGAACGCUGCACCGCUUCUCCCAGCGAUGGCGUCUGCCUUAAAACGUGGUGUUGAAGUAGUGUACUAUGUAUGCUUUGGGUACAAUGACCUUGGAGAGAUGAUCCCCGGGCAGGGCGGCACAAACGAGCAAGCGGCGAUCUCGCUCAUCAACUCUCUACCACGCGAUGGGCCGGAGCGAGAUCUCCUCCACAUCUACAACUACGUCGCGAAAGAUCAAGACCACCCGAUCCAUCACCGCUUCAAAACACGCUCAUGUCAUAUCAAGUUGCUCAUUGCGGAUGGCUGUGUUGGGAUCCAGGGUAGCGGCAAUCAGGAUACGCAGUCAUGGUUUCAUAGCCAGGAGGUCAAUAUCAUGGUGGAUAGCCGAGAGAUUUGUCAGAAGUGGAGAGAGGCUAUUGAUAGGAACCAAAACACGGGCCGGUUCGGACGGGUUGCCAAAGAUGGAAUCUGGAGAGAUCAGCAGGGUAACCCGGGGGCUGGGUAUAGCGGUAAUCCGGGAUUCUUGGGGGGUCUUGUGAAGGGUACAAUUGGGAUGGUGUUGAAGGCAGAAGGAUUGGGUGGGUUUUAGUAGAAUUUAAAAAGGGGGUACUCAUGGGCAAGAGUAUGAAGUAUUGAGGAGGAGGUGCGUUGAAGGUCCCGUAUCAAGUUGAGCUUCCACAGCAGGGUCUGUCCAACAGUGAACGAUAGGUAGCUCUCCCAAUCAGAUUAGACUCGGAGCUUCUCAUCCGGCUCUGUAAGUAAUUACCACUAGUCACAAGGCACGGGGGCUUCUUCCAGAAUAUCCAAGGUUCAGCCACUUGCAGGCUCCUUCUGGCGGUGUGGCGCGCAAGAAACAAGCUUUCGCAGCAAUGUGACCCCAAUCCGCCACAAUAUUUCUCGACCGUUGAAAUGUA
Molecule: messenger RNA, 2173 nt
Organism: [Torrubiella] hemipterigena
Lineage: Eukaryota; Fungi; Ascomycota; Sordariomycetes; Hypocreales; Clavicipitaceae
Source: the annotation of a GenBank genome assembly